Falco peregrinus (peregrine falcon) is the source of this 2612-nucleotide messenger RNA. RefSeq names its product ER membrane protein complex subunit 7 (gene EMC7). Bases 86 to 814 code for a protein of 242 amino acids. NCBI's taxonomy places the organism in Eukaryota, Metazoa, Chordata, Aves, Falconiformes, Falconidae. Gene Ontology annotation, molecular function: carbohydrate binding. Gene Ontology annotation, cellular component: EMC complex. The transcript has 5 exons. The record is from RefSeq and is a predicted model, not a curated record.
CCCGUGGCCCCGCUCUCCGCGCGCGCCGCCGCCACCCGGCGCGCGCUCGACGCGUGCGCGGAGGCGUUGGCGGCGGCGGGUCGCGAUGGCGGCGCGGCGCGGGGCUGCCCCCCUGGCGCUGCUGUGGCUGUUCGCCGCGCCGCUGCUCGGUGGCGCCCGCGGCUCGGAGGCGGCCGGGGCAGCCGACUCGCCGGGCGGCGCGGGCGCCGGGGAGCGGUUUAAGAUCGAGGGCCGGGCCGUAGUGCCCGGGGUGAAGCCGCAGGACUGGAUCGCGGGGGCCCGGGUGCUGGUGGACGGGGAGGAGCACGUCGGUUUCCUGAAGACCGAUGGAAGUUUUGUGGUUCAUGAUGUACCUUCAGGAUCUUAUGUAGUGGAAGUUAUAUCUCCUGCUCAUAAAUUUGAGCCUGUGCGAGUUGACAUAACUUCAAAAGGCAAAAUGAGAGCAAGAUACGUGAAUUACAUCAAACCCUCUGAAGUUGUCAGGCUGCCAUACCCACUCCAGAUGAAGUCUUCUGGACCUCCUUCAUACUUUAUAAAGAGAGAAUCUUGGGGGUGGACAGAUUUCCUCAUGAACCCUAUGGUGAUGAUGAUGGUUCUUCCAUUACUGAUAUUUGUGCUUUUGCCUAAAGUUGUCAACACCAGUGAUCCUGAUAUGAGACGGGAAAUGGAGCAGUCAAUGAACAUGCUGAACUCCAACCAUGAGCUGCCAGAUGUCUCUGAAUUCAUGACAAGACUUUUCUCUUCAAAAUCUUCCAGCAAGUCUGGUAGUAGCAGCAGUAAAGCAGGGAAAAGUAGUUCUGGAAAAAGGAGGUAGUUAAGUCUUCCUCCUAAGCCUGGGUUUGCACAACUGUUUGUUAUGUGGUAGCAUGUUUCUUUGUCUUGAAAGAUCAAAAAGCCACUACUGUAAACUUCAAUCAGGCACAAAAUACAGUAUGCUACAACUGUGGUGUGUAGCUUUUUUUAGUCUGUAUAAGCUGUUUUGUACUUGACGGUAAGCAAAAGGUGACAUGUCUUCGAUACUCUACCUGUAUAAAGUUACUGAUGAUACGGAAUUGACUAUAUUGUUCUGUAGAGAAUUAUUAUAAAUUAUAUGAUGUGCUAAACAGUAAUGAACGUCUUAAUCAUAAGACAAUGUGUAAAAAAAAAUUUCAAAGAUAAUAGAAGUGGAAUUCAGUCUUAAGAUGGCUAUAUGUUUUAUACUUGCUGUUGAGUUCUGAAGUGAACAAAUCGUCCUUUCGAAACUGAGUUGUGGUUUUACUAAGUAAUUUACUGUAUCAGCUUGUCAUGUGUUACAUAUAAUUUUAUUUUACAUUUUUUUGCUGCCUAUACACUUUAGUUCAAGGACUUUGCACUUUUUAUUGCCGAGUUCUAUUCUGAUCUACUUUUGGGGGUACAGGGGGAAAGCAAAGUAUCCUGCAUCAGAAAGUCUUUUAAGCUCUUUACAGUUAAUUUUGAAUCCAAAGUAUUUAUGUAACAUGAUGUUUAUCUUGGAUCUCACACUUUUGGUUCUUACUGUUACCUCUCUGCUGUGUGUUCAUCUUACCAGUGGUUUGAUUUGAAGUAAAUACAGAAAGAAAUUUUUAAAAUGAAAGAAAAAAACCUGAAUGUAUAGGAGGAGGGUAAAUCCCACUGUACUUCUAAAGUAUGUCUCAAAGGAUAUGGCUGUCUCUAGGUAUGCUAAGUCACGGGCAAAACAUUGUUAUUUGAGUGUGCCUGUGUCUGUAUUUCAGUAUCUUUUCAAGCUACCCAGUAACUUUAGAGAAAAGUUGAGAAAAUCAAUGGUUUUCCACUAGAUGAACAUUUGCAAAUAAAACUUAAAGCAGUACCUGCCAAACCCCAUUAGCAACUGCCUGUAAAUUAAUAUUUGAUUAUGUUUUUUGUAGCGUAAAUGCUGUUCUUUCCCGUUUCUACAAUUCCUGAAUUCUUAGGUAACAGUAUCCAUGCAGUAUGGGUAAUGUAUAUCUCAUUCCAAAAAUGGUACUUAACAUUCAGCUAAAGUGGAUCUGAAGCAAAAUAAAUUCUAAUGCAUUUAUUUGUUCUGCCAAAUACUUAGGAGGGCUAUAAAUUGUCUUAGAAUACAUACUUAGAAGUAUGCUGUGAAACAUAAAAGCUGCAGAAGAGAAAAUAUUCAUUCAUACGAUUAAGUCAACUUGUAAGGUGUUGGAGGAGAAAUAAACUAAUUUUUUUUUUUUUGGACAGUGAAAGAUUUCAGUCUUUGCAAAGUAAGCUGCACAUUUUUGGUCUGGUUUUUGUUUUGUAUACUAAGUAAAAUAUAUCCAAUAGAGACAAGAGCCUAUUUGGAUGGUCUUGCUGGAAGUAUUUACUGAAAUGGGUGUCAUGUUGCCUUUGUAAAAAAGAAAGAAAACCAACCAAACCCAGAAAAAACCAAACACCCAAAAAACUCCUCAAAAAACAUAACAAAAAAUCAAACAACCCCCCCCUUCUUUUUCAGUAGUGUCUUCCUGAAAAAAUAAUGGAAAAAAACAGGGAGCAGUUCUUUGAAGAUGAAACAGUUAGCUAUGUUACUAUGCUCUCCUGGAACAUACAAUCCAAUGUACACUUUUAUUUAACAGUGAUUGCAAUGGCAAUUAAAUUGGAUUAAUUUGUUCUAA